AUGCCUUUAGUGCGAGAACUCACCAAACCGAGGCAUUUCCAGGAUAUUCUUGGUUCUGUCUCAAGGGCACAAAGCCCAGGCUUGUGGCAAGGGGCAGGGGGAGAGCAAGUGGCCCCACAGCCCCGCACCAUCGUCCAGGUGGUCCGUAGUCGCCUGGAGAAGAAAGGAAUUGCAGUCCAUAACGUAAGGUUGAAUGGCUCAGCAGCUAGUCACGUCCUACACCAAGACAGCGGCUUGGGGUACAAAGACCUAGAUCUCAUCUUUGGUGUAGAUCUGAAGACUGAAGAUGUCUUCCAGCUUGUUAAAGAUGUGGUCAUGGACUGCCUUCUUGACUUCCUCCCAGAAGGUGUCAACAAAGACAAGAUCACCCCCAUGACUCUCAAGGAGGCCUACGUGCAGAAGCUUGUGAAGGUAUGCAACGAAACCGACCGCUGGAGCCUCAUCUCGCUCUCCAACAACAGUGGGAAGAAUGUGGAACUCAAAUUCGUGGAUUCUCUCAGACGGCAGUUCGAGUUCAGUGUGGACUCCUUCCAGAUCAUCCUGGAUUCGCUUCUGCUGUUUGGGGAGUGUUCAGAGAACCCCAUGGCUGAGAACUUCCACCCCACGGUCACUGGGGAGAGCAUGUAUGGGGACUUUGAGGAGGCAAUGGACCAUCUCCGGAACAGGGUCAUCGCCACGAGGAACCCGGAGGAGAUCAGAGGUGGGGGGCUUCUGAAAUACUGCAACCUCUUGGUGAGGGGGUUUAAGCCCAAAUCGGAAGUGGAUAUGAAGGCACUACAGAGAUACAUGUGCUCCAGGUUUUUCAUAGACUUCUCUGACAUCGGUGAGCAGCAGAGGAAGCUGGAGUGCUACCUCCAGAGCCACUUUGUUGGGAUGGAGAGCAAAAGAUAUGACUAUUUGAUGACCCUCCACAGGGUGGUCAAUGAGAGCACAGUCUGCCUUAUGGGACACGAAAGGAGGCAGACCCUGAACCUCAUUGCCAUGCUGGCUGUGAGAGUCCUGGCUGAGCAGAACAUCAUCCCCACGGUCACAAACGUUACCUGCUACUACCAGCCAGCUCCUUAUGUCAGUGAAAUAAACUUCAACUACUAUGUCACCCACGUGCAGCCCUUCCUGCCUUGCAAUCAGUCUUACCCAACGUGGCUUCCCUGUAACUGAGCCAGGACAAACUUCAGGGUCUGUCCUCCAAGGUACUUCCUUGCCUUGGGGAGUGGGGAGGUGGGUGGGGGGAGGAAAAAAAAAACAAGACCUUUCUAGAACUGCAACAAAAGGAAACUUCCUGGACUCUUGCUUGAGCGUCUUGUUCCUGGGGUUGUUGGAACGAGGCCUGUCUGCUGUACACUGUGAUGGGAAGUGCAGUGUUAUGGAAACUAGAUGACUUGGACGUUUACAGGAAGACUCAAUUGCUUAUUGAAUUCUGGAGGCCGUGGGGGAGGGUGGGGGUGUGUGAGGGGAGAUUGUAGAAUUACGCUAAGGUAGAGCUGCACUGCCCUGAAAUGGAUCUGAAUUGGUUGUUUUUUAGUGCGGGAGGUGUUCUGGGUGUGCAGACUUGUGGUUUCUGAAGAUAGAAGCCAGAGUGGCUAAUUCCUUCGAAGGACCAAAGAAUCCUGUUUAAGUGCCUGUAACAAUAUAAACACAACUGUACUGUAAACCUUAUUUUUUUUUUGCAGGGGCUGACAUCCCAAGAGCUUGAGUGGGGGUGUCCAAAGAGGAAAACGUUUCUGUUGCGGGGCCGGGGGUGGGAGGGCUGUAGGAUCAUUUCUAGUAACCUCGCUGAAGCAAGAAUGAGACUGCAGGUUACAUGUUGCUGAGGUUUUUUGGCAUGGCUUGCUGCCUGUGAAGGACCAGCUGUAGCAAAUAGCUGUCAAAGUGGAGUUGCAUAAACAGGGGUGGGCUUUGGAUGACUACCUGUAAAUGCCUAAAACUGGGGGCAAAGGGUGGGGUGGGGGGGGAGUGCAUGGUGGAAAAUGCUGUGCAGAGCUUUAUGGAGAAAAGGCAGCAGGGACCUACAUAUGAAUUUACUCAAGCUCCCGAGUCUGCAGUGCCAAAAUGUAAUCAUGUACAUAAAUGAUGAGGCAGGAGAUCUGUCCAGGAGCCUGCCCCAGGCUACUGUACCUAAUCCUGUAUUUUCUAGGGGAAUUUGAAAUGCUGCUUAUUUUUUUUUUGGCAUGCAAGUGUGGUUUUAAUGCACAAAGCCAGAGGCCAGCUGGGUUAUCUGGGAAGGUGAGGCUUGUCCUUUGAAGCACAAACCAACUAGUUUGCUAGUCAGUUAUCUCCAGCUCUCGCUGUGAUGGGGGCUGGAGCCAGUGUCCUCCUAGGAGAUCGGCAGACCUCUUCCAGCCUCUCGCCUCCUGUGGCUGGAGAUCUUCCCUCUGCCCUUGGGCAGGGCCUAUCUUCAAAAGCAGCCUGUUUCCAGCUAUGCCAUUCCACAUGUGAGCCACUGAUAGCAUUUGAAAUUCAUUCUCUAGCUAGAAAUGGAGCUUGGGGUGGGAGGCAGGGGUUGUGCAAAAGUCAGUUGGCCUUAGGAGGAAAAAAAAGUAUGUCUUCUCUAAACAAACCCUCUUGUGUCUUGAGGGUUUGGCUCUCGUAGUCAAAUGUGGCUUUGAAGUUGUUGGGUGUCUAGAGCACAAACAGUCUUUCACUGAGGUGCCUGGAUUGCUGUGCCCGUUCUCGUGAAACAUCAUCUCAGACUUAACUAUGCAUGGAUGGAGAGGCGGGC
This is a messenger RNA of Egretta garzetta (little egret), 2719 nucleotides long. It is a transcript of the gene TENT5B, whose product is annotated as terminal nucleotidyltransferase 5B. NCBI's taxonomy places the organism in Eukaryota, Metazoa, Chordata, Aves, Pelecaniformes, Ardeidae. The record is from RefSeq and is a predicted model, not a curated record. Gene Ontology annotation, molecular function: RNA binding; poly(A) RNA polymerase activity. Gene Ontology annotation, biological process: mRNA stabilization. The coding region runs from base 1 to 1158 and encodes 385 amino acids. The transcript is spliced from 4 exons.